UUAGUACGCCAACAUUACAUUUCGAAAUUAUCUAUGUGUUUUUCUAGCCAUAGAUUUUAUUAUAUUGAAAAAUUGGCGAUUUGAAGGAUUGGUUGCAUCAUCGCUUAAGGAAAAAUGACUGAAAAAUUGGUACCCGUGGUUAAAGCAGAGGAAGAAGAAGAGGAAGAAUUAGUGGACCCGCAGCAGCAACUGAGGGAUGUUUGCUCCCAAAAACCAGAUGCACAAAACCUAUGGGCAAAGUUCCAAGAGUGUAAUGACCGAGUGAACUCCCGAUCAAAGACAACGGAAACUUGUGAAGAGGAGCUGAUCGACUACAUCCAUGUUCUCGAUAAAUGUGUCAACAAAGACCUCUUUAAAAGGCUAAAGUAAUUUUAAAGUACAAAAGUGUUGCCCACAAACAUAUUUAUUGUUUAACACCUUCUUGUUGCCAGUAGUUUCCUGGUUUUUUUUAUGAUUGUUAGAUCAAUUUAAAUGUAGCAAUUUUCUGUAAAUAAAUUAAUUUAAUCUGA
Papilio polytes (common Mormon) is the source of this 509-nucleotide messenger RNA. Its product is annotated as cytochrome b-c1 complex subunit 6, mitochondrial-like. The record is from RefSeq and is a predicted model, not a curated record. The transcript is spliced from 3 exons. NCBI's taxonomy places the organism in Eukaryota, Metazoa, Arthropoda, Insecta, Lepidoptera, Papilionidae. Gene Ontology annotation, biological process: mitochondrial electron transport, ubiquinol to cytochrome c. Bases 115 to 369 code for a protein of 84 amino acids.